Molecule: messenger RNA, 2902 nt
Organism: Colossoma macropomum (tambaqui)
Lineage: Eukaryota; Metazoa; Chordata; Actinopteri; Characiformes; Serrasalmidae
Gene: zbtb48
Product: zinc finger and BTB domain containing 48
Exons: 10
Coding region: 176-2497 (773 amino acids)
Biological process (GO): regulation of transcription by RNA polymerase II
Cellular component (GO): nucleus
Molecular function (GO): RNA polymerase II transcription regulatory region sequence-specific DNA binding; DNA-binding transcription factor activity, RNA polymerase II-specific; protein binding
Source: RefSeq, a predicted model, not a curated record
AUGGCCGCCUGUGGUUUAGAGGAAAAAAGUAUUUAAUGAUUUCAGUGUAGUAUGUAUUUGCUGUGUUGUUGCUAUAGGUAUUGUUUCGACAUGUGGAAAUAAGGGGAUAUUUACUGUCGAGAUUUGGGGGAAGGGUGUUCUUGCUGCUGGUCUGACUUGCUUCCCAUCAGUAAAGAUGGAGAUAAUGGCUCAAGGGAACACCCAUGCUCAGUGGGUGCUAUCCCAACUCAACCAACAGAGGGAGCUCGGCAAGUUCUGCGAUGUCAUGCUCAGCACCCAGAACGGUCAGGUGUUCCUGGCCCACCGCAAUGUCCUCGCCUGCUUCAGCCAACUAUUCCAAGAGCCCAUUUCAAACACCACACCUAGCAUGGAGGUCAACCUUCCUCAGGAGUGCACUGAAGAUGGCCUUGAGCUGCUUUUAACUUUCUUCUACACUGGUGAACUGCAGCUGAACAGUGAUAAUGAGGCGAAGGUUCGAGGUGCAGCCAAUGGACUGUCUGUCCCUGAUUCACUUAUACCUGGCCAGGGUCCGCCAGGGAUUAAGGCUCCCAAGGGUUCGGACUGUGCUGGGGAUGCUGAAGGCAAGCCACCUUUGCCCUCAUCUGCGGUGAUGAACACCAAACCUGAUCUGACUGUCCAAGAACAAUCAAAACCUCGACAGAGAGUGAAAAACAAAGCUGAAACUGUAGGGAAGGCAGCGCCAGCAGUACCAGCGGUUACAGAACUUGACGAUUCCUCCAGUGCCAUUUCGUCCACCACUACUCGAUCUGGCAGGAGAGUAAAGGGCCCGAGCAGGUUGGUUGGGGAAAGCCCAGUGACUGGGGUUCAAAAGUCAUGUACACCUAGGAGAAGAUCACCAGCUACUGAGGACAAGGCUGAGGGCACUGUCACCACUGAAGGAGAUCAGAGUAAUACUCAAGUGUCAAGCCAGGCUGAGGAUGUUCCUGCCGACAGUCAGAAUAAUGACGCUGUUGAAGAUGUUGAUGAGGAUGGUGUGGGCCUCGAAGGUUUCCCAGAGGACACUGAUGAAGAGUAUAUACCUCAUGAUUCACCUGUAACACCUUCGAAGAGCCCCAGAGGAAAGCGCAAACGAAAAGGCAAAGCUACAAAUAAAGAAAACGGAGAGGCCUCGCAGAAGGACGUGAAGAAGGGCUCUGUGCAGUGUCCUACAUGCCACAAAACAUUCCUCAGCAAGUACUACCUAAAAGUACACAACAGACGGCACACGGGGGAGAAGCCUUUCGAGUGUGCGAAGUGCGGGAAAUGCUACUACAGGAAGGAGAAUUUACAGGAGCAUGAGGCCAGGAACUGUCUCAGCAGAACUGAGGUGGUCUUUUCCUGUUCCAGAUGCUCCAUGACCUUUAAGAAGAGACAAGAGCUGCGUCUCCACGUGGUCACACACACAGGAGAAAUGCCAAAUAAGUGCACUUCAUGCUCUGAACAGUUCAUGCAGAAGAAGGAUCUCCGGAUCCACAUGAUUAAAAUCCAUGGAGCUCCUAAACCACAUGCGUGCUCACUGUGCCCCAAGUGUUUCCUGUCACGCACAGAGCUGCGCCUCCAUGAGGCAGCUAAGCACCGGGGAGAGAAGCUGUUUGUGUGUGAGGAGUGUGGUCACCGAGCAUCCAGCCGCAAUGGCCUACAGAUGCACAUCAAAGCCAUUCACAGGAAUGAGCGUCCAUUCGUGUGCGAGUUCUGCAAGCAUGCCUUUACCCAGAAAGCCAACCUCAACAUGCACCUCCGCACGCACACGGGCGAGAAACCAUUCCAGUGUCACCUUUGUGGCAAGACCUUUCGCACUCAAGCGAGCUUGGACAAGCAUCACCGUACACACACUGGCGAGCGGCCAUACAGCUGCGAGUUCUGUGAGCAGAGGUUCACUGAGAAAGGCCCGCUGCUGCGCCACAUUGCCAGCAAACACCAGGAAGGCCGGCCGCACUUCUGCCACAUCUGCAACAAGUCCUUCAAAGCCAUCGAGCAGCUUCGCGUUCAUGUACGGAGACACAAAGGCAUGAGGAAGUUUGAGUGCACCGAAUGUGGCUACAAGUUCACCAGACAGGCUCACUUGCGGCGGCACUUGCAGAUCCACAACCGCGUGGAGAACUACAACCCCCGCCAGAGGCGACUGCGCAACCUGGUGGUGGAGGAUGAGAAUGCAGCUGCUGCAUCCACUCCGCCAAGCCAGACAGAGGCCACUCCAGAGCUUGGGGACAUAAUCAGAGUAGAGGUCAAGUCAGAGGUCCAGGGGCCAGAACUGGGAGCAUCCACCCAGGCCAUGGACCCUGGGGGAGACCAGGCUACGAUCACGGAGACAGAGGCUUCAGCCAGCGGCGAGCAGCCAACGUUCAGCGAGAUGAAGGAGGCAGAGGCUGCGGAUGAGCAGGAUGGCUUUACCGUGGACAAUGUGAUUCAGCACACGGUGCUGGUGACGGACACGUUUCCCAUCCAAACUGAUCUGGUGGUGGAGCUACAAGGCUCUGGGACUGAUGGGAAGACCUGAGGGAGAGAAGAGUGACCUACAGAGUGACGAUAGUCAUGUAAAUGCCUUGAUUCAUCAAAACACCCAAAAGAACUAUAUAUAAUAAACAUUUAUUUGCAUACUGCAGCCUGCAAUACCAGUCAGAGUAUCAGGACAAUGAUUAAAGGAGAAUUCUAUUCAUUUUUCAAAAUUUCUGUGUAAUUAAAUAGUUGAGAUGUGAACAUGGAAUGUUGGAUAGUAGUGAACUAUACCUGCUGAUUUAUAUACAGUGGUGGUGGUGGUGGGAACUGGGGUUGUGGCAUCUGGCAUCACACAUCUAGCCAUUUUAUUUACUAUCUGAAAAACUAGCAAACCUACACGUGUCUUAUAUGUAAUUUUGAUGAUGGUAAAAUAGUUACAUCUGAAAAAUGUCUUCUUUGGGGACUG